GUUGGUUUGUUUGUUUGUUUGUUUGUUUGUUUGUUUGUUUGUCUCCACACUGAUUCCUCAGUCAGCUGUGUGUAUCUGCAGCUUGAAUCCUGUAUGAACAUUACAGCAGGUUCAGGACUACUUUUUCAUGGUGAACAUCGUGAGGAAGGUGUGAUCAGUGUGGUCAUGUGACCCUGGUGGCGGAGGAACUCUGGGGACCUCAAAGAACCGAAACUACUUUCAGCUGCUGCUCCACUGUUGGAAAGGUUGCAGAAUAAAGAGCAUAAGGAAAGAUUUGAACCAGCAUCAACAUUUAGUGCUGCAGGAGCUCUAACUUGGAAUCGGACCAGAUGUUCUAGUCUUCACUCUUCAUGCACAUCACUAGGUCACUGUCUGUCCUUCCAUGGUGCACUUUAGAGCAGACAUGUUCUUCCCUGGUCUUCUGAUGUUGCUCAUCUGCCUUCAGACCUUCACAUCAGCUCAGAUCGACUAUGUAGGAGGUAGUUGCUGUUUUAGAUUCCAGAGACCUCUAAUUCCUGUAAGACUCAUUACAAAGUAUGAAGUAACUGAUCCUUACUGUCCAAAACCUGGAGUUAUUUUUACUCUAAAGCACCAUCAUCAUCUUCAUCACCAUCGUCGUGUUUGUGCAGACCCUGAGGACACGAGGGUGGGGAGGAUCAUGUAUAGAAUUGACAGGCUACGUUUUGAUUCACAUGCACCACAACUAUGCUGUUACAGAUUCCAUGUGCAUCCAAUUCCUGCAAGACUCAUUACAGGGUAUAAAGUAACAGAUCAUCAGUGUAACAAUCAUGGAGUCAUUUUUAUUCUGAAGGAUAAUCGGAAUUUUUGUGUAGACCCCAAUGAGAACUGGGUGCAGAACAUCAUGAAUACAACUGACAAGACCGAAAAUGCAAAGACGCAGGAACUCCUCUGUCACUAUGGCAGAGGACCAGGACAUUGCUGUUUCAGUUUCCAUGAUGAUCAGAUUUAUUCAGAAUUCAUUACAGGGUAUGAAGAAACAGCUCAUCAUUCUCCAAAUCAUGGAAUCAUUUUCUCUCUAAAGGAUGGCCGUCGUGUUUGUACAAACUAUAAUAAUGAAAUUUCACACGUGUGGAAUUUUUCCUCAGUGCUUUCCUCCGUUUGCAAACCAGCACCAACAUUCGUAGGAACCUGUGACUCACAGCAGCACAAAAUAUUGUGGUAUAUUGUGGUCUCAGGGUUUUACACUGACAGUUUAGGUUAUAGAUCCAGUCCUCAACUCUACACCCUCAUUCACCUUUGCUCAUCACCCACAAUGAGAAUCAUAGUGUCAGGACUCCUUCCCACUUACCACUUGAAUCCUGUAUGAACAUUACAGCAGGUUCAGGACUACUUUUUCAUGGUGAACAAUUCCAGGAAGGUCGUGAUCAAUGUGGUCAUGUGACCCUGAUGGCGGAGGAAUACCAUCAAACUCUGGGAGUAAAGACCUCAAAAAACCGAAAACUACUUUCAGCUGCUGCUCCACUGUUGGAAAGGUUGCAGAAUAAAGAGCAUAAAGAAAGAUUUGAGCAGAAAUGUUCUUCCCGGGUCUCCUGCUGGUUCCCAUCUGCAUUCAGACCUUCACAACAGCUCAGAAUCACUACAAUUGAACCACAUGCUGCUUCAGAACCUCGAGACGUCAGAUCCCUGCAAGACGCAUUACAGGGUAUGAAGUAACUGACUGUCAAUGUUUAAGACCCGGAGUUCUUUUUACUCUAAAGAACGGUGAGCAAGUUUGUGCAGACCCUCAGGUAGAGUGGGUGAAGAACACCAUGAGAACAAUUGACCAGCAUGUGGGUUAAGGUUUAAUCAGCAUUGGUGGUAAAAUCCCUUGUGCGGAGAACUUGAUCUUAUAAAUUCAUCUGGAAACAUAAAGAACUGCUCAAACACCAUUGGAGUUAUUACUCUGCUGAAUUCCUGAUUAUUGACACAACAUUGUUCAUGAUGUCUGCAAAAAACUAAGUGUAUUUUACCCAGUGGUGGACAAAGUACACAGAACAUGUACGAUUAAAACAAUAAAUCAAUACCAGAA
Silurus meridionalis is the source of this 2029-nucleotide messenger RNA. RefSeq lists its product as uncharacterized. The record is from RefSeq and is a predicted model, not a curated record. Gene Ontology annotation, cellular component: extracellular region. Gene Ontology annotation, biological process: chemokine-mediated signaling pathway; positive regulation of GTPase activity; inflammatory response. Lineage: Eukaryota; Metazoa; Chordata; Actinopteri; Siluriformes; Siluridae. Gene Ontology annotation, molecular function: chemokine activity; CCR chemokine receptor binding. Bases 383 to 1327 code for a protein of 314 amino acids. The transcript is spliced from 14 exons.